Molecule: messenger RNA, 1033 nt
Organism: Pseudocercospora fijiensis CIRAD86
Lineage: Eukaryota; Fungi; Ascomycota; Dothideomycetes; Mycosphaerellales; Mycosphaerellaceae
Exons: 6
Coding region: 95-475 (126 amino acids)
Biological process (GO): protein import into nucleus
Cellular component (GO): nuclear pore central transport channel
Source: RefSeq, a predicted model, not a curated record
CAACUACAACUGCUGCUCGACACAGCACAUCCAUCUUGGUCCUCGCAGUCACAUCCUCCAUCCCCACCAACGGAUCAUCUUCAUCCCCAUCAACAUGGCCGAUUUCCAGGGCAUUGCGAAGCAAUUCGUCGAGUUCUACUACAAGGCCUUCGACUCCGACCGUACUUCGCUCGCCUCGCUAUACAAUGAGAAGUCCAUGUUGACUUUCGAGGCUUCGGCACAUCAAGGCGCUCAAAACAUCGUCCAGAAGCUCAUCGACCUCCCAUUCUCCAAGAUCGAGCACCAAGUCGCGACAUUUGAUGCGCAACCCAGCAGCGAGAGCGGAGGCAUUCUAGUGGUUGUUAGCGGUGCGCUAUUGGUCGAGGAAGAGCGACGACCGAUGAGCUAUGUUCAGACCUUCCAGCUUCUGCCGAACGGCUCCGGAAGCUACUUCAUCUUCAAUGAUGUCUUCAGGCUGGUCUACCCAGCGGCCUAGGUGGCUCCACAAGCGCUGCCAGAGCCCACGACACCGCCAACGCCUUCGAUGAGAGCCAACACACCACCAACUACAAACUCGAGUCCGGAGGUUCAGGCGGCUGUCAGAGAAUUGAUUGGAGAACACGAGAUGGAGAAGAUGGAGAAGCUAGGUUAUGGCUAUUGAGAGACGCUGCGAGUAUAACGCACUGUGGGUGGCAUUUCCAAGGAGUUCGGUAAUACUCUUGGUUAUCGAUCGACACGGAAAAGAACUGCAUUCCGGCUGAGGCUCGGAUGAAUGUGCUAUUUGAAUGACUUGUGCGAAAAUGCAUCACAUUACCACAAACUUGGUUGGCCGCCCAGACUAAUCGACAGGGAGCACAGGUUGUUCUUGAGUCCUGGACACGUAAACGUCAAAGUGUCCAGUUCUCAGAAUGUCACAUACUCUUCAAGACGGCGGCGACAAGCAUUCAUCCAACGGCCUCACAAUCGCCAGGAAGGUCUAUAGCGGUACUUUCUGGCGCAAGCGUAGCAUUACUUCUACAAAUUGUGACGUGGUAUGGGACAACUACUAGCAGCC